AUGGACGAAAUUCUCAACAUUCCAGCAGCAGUGAAUUUUGAUGAGUCCAUAGCUCAUUAUGAAAUUCAUGCUCAUCAACCAUAUGCUUCAUCAUCUUUUAACAAUAGUGAUGAAAUUCGGAUUCCAGUUCAACAUCAAGAUUUAUGUAUUUUACGGAGUAAAAAUUCAUUGCACAUAUUUGGAAAAUUGACUAAAAAUGAUGGCAUUGCUGUUACGGAAAACGUACACUUGACUAGCAAUGCAAUAUGUUUUUUAUUUGAUGAAGUUCGGUAUGAAUUAAAUGGUAUCGAGAUUGAUCGAUGCAAAUACGUUGGACAUACAACUAUUAUGAAAAGUUUAGUAUCUCUAACUCCACCGCAGCUGAAUCUUAUAGAAAAUGCAGGGUUUUCAAAAAUUGAAGCUGAUGCAAGAAUAACUUUAGAAAAUGGAUAUUUUGAUGUUACAAUUCCACUGAGCAUGAUUUUUGGCUUUGCCGAGGAUUAUAAGAAAAUUCUUAUGAACGCCAAACAUGAACUUGUUUUUACAAGAGCGCGUAAUGACACUAAUGCUAUAAUUCAAACAGGACAAGGAGCUGAUGAAGAAUUUAAAAUUUUCAUCAAUAAACUAGAAUGGAUGAUUCCAUAUGUUUUACCUGCUGAUAAUAAUAAAAUAAAAUUAUUGAAAUUCAUCGAAAAAGACCCCUUAAUUUCAAUAAGUUUUCGAUCAUGGGAAAUGUAUGAAUAUCCUUUAGUUCCUAGAAGUUCAAAAGUCCUAUGGCAAAUCAAAACUUCCACCCAAUUGGAAAAACCACGAUAUGUAAUUGUUGGAUUUCAAACAGCGAGAAAAGAUAAACGAAAAAAAUAUGCUUGUCAUUUUGAUCAUUGUAAUAUUACAAACGUAAAACUCUUUUUAAACUCUCAGUAUUAUCCUUAUGGUAAUUUGAAUCUAAACUUUGAUCAAAAUCAGUAUGCUUUACUUUAUGAAAUGUAUGCUAAUUUUCAAACUUCUUACUAUGGAAAAGAUUCAAAACCUAUAUUAACAAAGAAUAUUUUUAAACAAUUAUUUCCUUUAAUUGUUAUGGAUUGUUCAAAACAAAAUGAGUUUUUGAAACAGGCAUCAGUAGUUGUACGAUUAGAAUUUGAAUCAGGAUAUAACAUGCCGGCUGAGACUACUGCAUAUUGCCUAAUCAUCCAUGAUCGCGUUGUACAAUAUAAACCAAUCAGCGGCGUCGUUAAAAAGUUGCUAUAG
Molecule: messenger RNA, 1227 nt
Organism: Leptopilina boulardi
Lineage: Eukaryota; Metazoa; Arthropoda; Insecta; Hymenoptera; Figitidae
Exons: 1
Coding region: 1-1227 (408 amino acids)
Source: RefSeq, a predicted model, not a curated record